Messenger RNA from Astyanax mexicanus (Mexican tetra), 3784 nucleotides. RefSeq names its product zinc finger protein 484-like. The coding region runs from base 165 to 1355 and encodes 396 amino acids. Gene Ontology annotation, cellular component: nucleus. The transcript is spliced from 2 exons. NCBI's taxonomy places the organism in Eukaryota, Metazoa, Chordata, Actinopteri, Characiformes, Acestrorhamphidae. The record is from RefSeq and is a predicted model, not a curated record.
UGCUUUUAUUUUAAUACACAAAUUUUUUUUUCUUUGUUUUUCCAGAAUAAACAACCAGGAUAUUUAAUAAAGAGCAGUGUUAAACUGCUGAAAGAGGUGAAGCACAAGCCAUCCAGAAGAAUCUCCUGAAAACGCAGAAAUUGUUUGCUACAUUUCACAGACAGAUGGAGCCAAGUCCCGACAUGGAGAAACAUCAGAACUCUGUCAAGAGUUUUACUAAACAGAGUGAUAUCAAAAUACACCAGCGCAUUCACACAGGAGAGAAACCGUAUCACUGUUUCGACUGUGGGAAGAGUUUUACUACACAGAGUCAUCUCAAACUGCAUCAGCGCAUUCACACAGGAGAGAAACCGUAUUACUGUUUCGACUGUGGGAAGAGUUUUACUGAACAGAGUAAACUCAAAAUACACCAGCGCAUUCACACAGGAGAGAAACCGUAUUACUGUUUCGACUGUGGGAAGAGUUUUACUGAACAGAGUAAACUCAAAAUACACCAGCGCAUUCACACAGGAGAGAAACCGUAUCACUGCUCAGACUGUGGGAAGAGUUUUACUCAACAGAGUAAUCUCAAACUGCAUCAGCGCAUUCACACAGGAGAGAAACCGUAUCACUGUUCAGACUGUGGGAAGAGUUUUACUACACAGAGUCAUCUCAAACUGCAUCAGCGCAUUCACACAGGAGAGAAACCGUACUACUGUUUCGACUGUGGGAAGAGUUUUACUGAACAGAGUAAACUCAAAAAUCACCAGCGCAUUCACACAGGAGAGAAACCGUAUCACUGCUCAGACUGUGGGAAGAGUUUUACUAGACAGAGUGAUCUCAAAAAUCACCAGCGCAUUCACACAGGAGAGAAAUCGUAUCACUGCUCAGACUGUGGGAAGAGUUUUACUAGACAGAGUGAUCUCAAAAAUCACCAGCGCAUUCACACAGGAGAGAAACCGUAUCACUGCUCAGACUGUGGGAAGAGUUUUACUCAACAGAGUCAUCUCAAAAUACACCAGCGCAUUCACACAGGAGAGAAACCGUAUCACUGCUCAGACUGUGAUAAGUGUUUUACUACACAGAGUGAUCUCAAAAUACAUCAACGCAUUCACACAGGAGAGAAACCGUAUCACUGUUUCGACUGUGGGAAGAGUUUUACUACACAGAGUCAUCUCAAACUGCACCAGCGCAUUCACACAGGAGAGAAACCGUAUUACUGUUUCGACUGUGAUAAGUGUUUUACUACACAGAGUCAUCUCAAACUGCACCAGCGCAUUCACACAGGAGAGAAACCGUAUCACUGUUCAGACUGUGGGAAGAGUUUUACUUUACAGAGUGAACUUAUAUUACAUCAGUGCAUUCACAAAAGAUAGAAAAGUAUCCCAAAUCUGUUCCUCUGCCAUAAAAAAUGCAAACCUUAAAUCUUUCAGACAGCCAAAAACACCUCAUCAUGCACAAAAUCUUCACUCUGUUACAAGAACUUCAUUUAAAAAUGGCUUUUUACAGGUUCAGAAAAAUGAAUCUUAUCCAGAGAUGAUGUUUACUGAAUUUCAUGCUGUGUUUUUAUGUAUGUUUGUAUACCUACAUUAGUUAAUGCCUGCAGAGCUCUUCAACACUUAGUGUUGUGUUUUAAGAAGUUUUUACACACAGAAUCAUAAAUGGUACCACUAACAGCAUAAACUAGGAACAUACAUUUUUACAAUUUUUUCAGUGAUAUGCUGAAUAAAUAGUAAAGCGAUGAUGCUAGCUCAGAGUAAAAUCGUAUAUUAAAUCUCAGCAUUAGCUUUAGAACUAAUAAUAAACAAAAGUGAGGAUUUUAUCAUUCUGGGACAUUUUUAGGUUUAAAAAUUGAAUAUGCUUUGCCAUAAGUAGGAAAUGAUCAUUUGGUCAACUUAUGUCAUUUACAGCCUUAACACAUUCUCAAUUGUUUACAUAUAAAAACUUUCUUUAUUUUUUCCUCCACUCCACGUUUGUAGUUUGUAGUUGGAGCGAGGGCACUGCCAGUGUUUGCUCCAGAUGUUAGAUUAGCAUUACUUAGUCUUUUAAAAUUUAGAUGUCGUAGUUUAAAGGAGUAGAGUAUUCUUAGGAGUAGAGAAUAUUCUUAGCUUGCAACAAAAGGCCAACAAAAUCCUUUUCAGAGUUAAAAAAAAAAAAAAAAAAACGGUCUAGCUGUAGUUUCCAUACUGAAAGCAACACUCAGCAGGCUAUGCAGCAGUAAGACUGCAGGAUCCUUGAUUCCCUCUACUGCACAUGUGUCAAACACAAGGCCCGCGGGCCAAAUGUGGCCACAUCCAAGCGAGAGCUUGUAAGAUCUUAGUGUCUAUAAUAAAUAGGUCAGAAGCGUUCUUUGACCAAAAACUACAUUUCCCACAAUGCUUGUCGAUUGUAUUGCCUGCGAAGUUACGGCUUACUGCCACUACACGGCAGUGUAGUCAUUGAUGUGGAAACCCUGCUGGAGGGAAGGCGUAACUUCGCGGGUGGAAUUGAGACAUACAAACGUUUAUCCCAUAAUGUCCAGAAAAAGAGAAGCUGAUGCAGACGGACGGCUGUGCUUCAAGGCGAAAGACCGGUAUGCCUUUUGUGUUACGAAGAGUGUUACUGACCAAAAUAAACGCUUUUUAGAAGAGAUAUAAGUUCUGUGUAAAUAUUUAUAAGACAAUAGCUGACAAAAUCUGUUUUAAUGACGUUAAUAAACAUCACUGUGACAGCGCUAGUCACAGUUUCACCUCAGCAAAGGAGGAGCACGUGAAUCACUUAUCUAACCAGCCUGUACUGAUUUCUGCCCCCAAUAACCCUUUCAAUAACCUCUAAUAGCCUUUAAUUAGUCUUCAGUAGCCUUCAACAGUCUAACCUUGCAGCCGUGGUGUGUUCACUAAACUCCGUAGUUAUAAACAUCCUGAGGUUAGCAGCGCGCUAACUGACCUGUUUAUAAUGUAAUCCGAGCAGUGACUCCGUGACUCUGCUCUAAACUGCUGCUGUUAGCUGCUUGGGCUGAAAGAUGAACUGUAGAGAGCUGUAUUAUCCGGUUAGUGGGGUUAUUUUAUUUCAUACACAGAAGAACUUACAAAUUUUAAAAACGCUCCAGACUGGCUCAGCUGAGCCCUGUAGCCCGUGGCUGGGCUGCAGCUCUGACUAUGCAAAGACUGCGGGCUUGUGGUGCUGCUGCUGCAGCUCCGACUAGUGGUUGGAUGAGGAACUGCUAAAUCUGAGGAAAUGCUAAAUCUGUCACAGCUCACAAUUUUUGAUUUUAUAUUUAUUAAGCCUUAUUUCAGUAUCGAACGUUUUGAUCAAAGUUAAUAUAACUUGUACUUGAUGUAAUUUCUAUUCACUUGACUAGUUUGGUUCUUGAUUGAUGGAGUUUUUGGAUUUCAUAACAUGACAAAUUAAAAGGAUUUAUGUUAAUAGAGCAACAAGCAACCAUUUUUCCAUGCAACUGUAAUAUUUGAUUGAAUAAAUAGUAUAUUGAGAGUUAUUUAACAUUAAGGAGUAAUUACAUUCAUUUUAUAUUACAUCUGGUUACAUUUUCUUAUAUUUAUAAGUUACAUCUGGCCCUCAGAGGACAGCCAAUAUGCCAAUGUGGCCCUUGGCAAAAAUGAGUUUGAGACCCCUGGUCUAAAUAAAUAAUAUUAUAAUAUUAUAUAUAUCAUAUUAUAAUAUAAUAAUAUUAUUAUAUAUAAUAUUAUAAUUAAUAAAUAAUUUUAGUCUGCAUUUUGCAACUGCGGUUCUGGAACGGUUCAGUUGGAGAAUCUGUACACUUAUAGUUUUGUUUUUGUGGGUUUUUUUUAUUAUCAGGCACCACUUU